Molecule: messenger RNA, 4120 nt
Organism: Pelecanus crispus (Dalmatian pelican)
Lineage: Eukaryota; Metazoa; Chordata; Aves; Pelecaniformes; Pelecanidae
Source: RefSeq, a predicted model, not a curated record
CAAUUUGACCUACCCCAAAUUCGGUACUCCUGCAUCCAACGGUCUGUCUUCAGGAGGAGGACUGGGUGGUGGCGGCAAGAUGAGACGGGAAAGAGGCGUACACUAUAUAUCAAAACCUGGACAAGAACAACAGGAAGUGGAGGAACCAGUACUACCGAAAGUACCUCUACCCAUCAGUACUGCAUCACUGCCUUCGUUCAACUUUAGUUUUCUUGCCAGUAGUACUGUGUCAUCGUCACCAAGCACUGCUUCUACAGCAGUGAUGAACAAGGUACAACCAGCAAGUAAUGUUGGCAGUCCUGUGUUCAGAUUUUCAUCUCCAAUUGUGAAAUCUACUGAGGCGGAAGUGCUACCUCCGUUGUCUAUUGGGUUUACAUUUAGUGUUCCUGUUGUAAAAUCAGCAGAGCUUUCUGGAUCCAGUGACACACCAGUGACAUCCUUACUUACUCUAGAUACUGCCACUGUAAACAGCACCAGCAAUAAGAAAGAAAAAGAAGAAUACGAUGGCCCCUCCAAACCUGCAAAGGUCUUAAAGGAAGGAAGUGUGUUAGACAUUCUAAAAAGCCCUGGCUUUACGUCUGUGAAAACACACUCCUCUACAUCUGCACAUCCUGUUACAAGCACAGUGGUCUAUACAAGGCCUGCAAUAAGUAGUUUUUCUGCAGGUAAAGACACCUCUAAACAAGCACCCUUGUUUUGGCAGUCUGACGCAUAUGACCCAUGUCUGCAAAACAAAGCCACAGAUGGCAAAUGUGUAACGUGUCAAGCUGCUCAAGUGUCAACACCUGAGAGCACGAAACAGACAAUAAGCUCAAGUCAGUGUGUUGCCUCGAAGGCAGCAGUCCCUACAGCAGGGACACUGGGCUUUGAAGACAAAUUUAAAACGGCACCCAACACAUGGGAUUGUGAUACCUGUCUGGUCCAGAACAAACCUGAAGCUACAAAAUGUGUAGCGUGUGAGACACCAAAGCCUGGAACGGGAGUAAUGCCUGCUCUGACAUUGCCAGUGGUCACAGACAACUCAGUGACAGUGACAUCCUCCUCCAGCAGCACUGACACAACAGUCACUCUGGGGUUUGGAGACAAAUUUAAGAAGCCAAAAGGCUCUUGGGACUGUGCGGUGUGUCUUGUAUCGAAUAAGGCAGAAGACAGCAAAUGUGUAGCUUGUCAGUCUGAGAAACCAGGGAGUUCAGUGCCUGUGACCAGUAGCAGUGUUUCUGCAUUUUCUGCUUCUUCGGGAGGAUUUCUGGAUUUAGACAAAUUCAAGAAGCCCGAAGGAAGCUGGGAUUGUGAGGUCUGCUUGGUCCAAAACAAACCAGAAGCCACAAAAUGUGUAGCCUGUGAAAGUGCAAAGCCAGGCACCAAAGCAGAGCUCAAAGGUUUUGGUACUGUUACUGUGGUCACAAAUGCUGCAAUGCCAUCAUUUACAUUUGGUGUCCAGUCGUCCUCCUCUGAAUCUUCUCAUACAUUAGGUAGCACAGGAAAUUUUAAAUUUGGAGAACAAGGGAGCUUCAAGUUCGGCAUUGCAUCUGAAUCUGCAUCCUCCAACACUGUGACUGGGGCAUUUAAGUUUCCUACUGGUUCAGGAGACUUCAAAUUUGGAGUUUCUUCCUCAGACUCUAAAUCAGAAGACAGUAAAAAAGAAGGCAAAAGUAACAGUUUUACCUUUGGACUUCCAUCUGCAAGCAGUCAGGCUCCUUCAACAUUUCAGUUUGGGACAGCGAGUCUGGGACAGCAAGAAAAGAAAGAGGAACCAGUUUUGGGAGGCUUUGGUUUUGGCACAAGUUCUGCUUCUUCUAUAGCUACCAAUGAGAAUAAAACCGGAGUCAGUGGCUUCACUUUUGGAACCGUGGCAGAAAAGGAGGUAGCAUCACCUGCUUUUGCAUUUAAGAAGUCAGAUGAGAAAAAUGAUGAAACCCUUUCAACGAAGGGAGGUUUCUCUUUUGGCAGUGUGGAGUCCGCACCUGCCUCACAGUUUGUUUUGGGAAGGACAGAAGAGAAACAGGACACUGUCACUUCUGCUGCUCCAUUAGCGUUUGGAAAGAAAGCUGACAAUGACGAGUUAAAGGCACAACCUAUCUUUUCAGCUGGGACGGCUGAGCAUACCAAAGAGGAGAGCACAGCAAAACCUAUAUUCAAUUUUAGUUUCGUUAAACCAUCAGAGAAGGAAAGUGAGCAGGCAAAGCCAUCUUUUGCAUUUGGGGCACAAACCAGUACUUCAGAUCAAGGAGCAGCAAAGCCAUCCUUCAGCUUCUUGAGCUCAAGUUCCUCCAGCACAGUCGUACCCACCACUUCAGCCAACAGCAGCAGUGUGUUUGGCAGCGCCAUCUCUUCCUCAAAUUCUCAGCCAGUUCCCGCUCCCUUUGUGUUUGGACAACCCAGCAACACUGUGAGCAGCUCUGUUUUUGGCAAUUCUGCAGAAUCUGCAGCAUCUCAGUCAUUUGGCUUCUCUCAAGAAAACAAGCCAGCAACCACAUCUUCCAGCACUGGCACGGCUCUUGCUUCAUUUCUCUUUGGUUCAGGAGCCAGCAGUACCAAUACAGCAAAUUCAGGCUUUACCUUUGGAGCCACAACUACAUCAAGUUCAACAGGGUCGUCCUCUUCGUUUCUGUUUGGCUCUGGGCCUCCAGCGCCUGCUGCUGGGCCAGCAUUUGGUGCCAGCCAGCCACCAGCGUUUGGCCAGAGCCAAGGGUCCAGCCAGCCAAGUGCUCCAAGUUUUGGAUCGCUGUCGACAACGUUGUUUUCAGCUGGCACUCAGCCUGCUCCUCCUGCCUUCGGCUCGGUGACGAGCAGCACGCAGCCCUCUGUGUUCGGACAGCAAGCGACCCAACAGCCAGGGUUUGGCUCUGCUACCCCCAGUGCUGGUUCUGUAUUCCAGUUUGGAAGUAAUACUUCUGGUUUCAACUUUGCAAAUAACCCCGGAGUAUUUACUUUUGGUGCAAAUCCUCCUGCACCAGCAGCACCGGCACAGCCCUCCGGCUCUUCAGGAUUUUCGUUCAGCCAGCCUCCAGCAUUUACAGUGGGGACUAAUGGGAAAAAUGUUUUCUCUGCCUCUGGAUCUUCAGUUUCUGGUCGGAAGAUAAAGACUGCAGUUAGACGUAGAAAAUAAUCGCCCGAUCGGUAAAGCAACUUUCGAAGCAGCUACUACCCUGCAUUGUUCAGUUGUUGGGAUCGUACCUCAUGCUGGGUUAGCUGAAGUCAGAUCUGCCUAAAGGAAUAUAAACUCUGCUGCCCUUUCCUUCCCUGGUUAGUUUUUUUUUUUUCUUUCGGUAACGAAUAGAGUUGGCAAGAGAGCCGUUCUCGAGCAAAACUAUUUUAGACUCCAGCAAGUUCCUUCUUUCACUGACUCGGCAUGGUCUGGCUGUAGCCGCGAGUAGAGCCUGCACAGUGAAUGGCUUGUACAAUACCUCUUCAUCUGCACCACUAUGUGCGCUCAUCUGCGUUUACUGACGCCUCGAAAUUGUAAUUAUAUCAGCGAGGGAUGCUGUAUAGAGUAGAGUGUUGAUAACGAAUGAUUUCUAUGCUGAGUUUGUGCCGGUGUAUGUGUGAAGUGAGUGAGUUUGGGUGUAUCGUGCACUAAAAUUUUCUGAUAGAGGAAGACUGAUUAAAGGAUGAUCCAUGCUAAGGACUUGUUAGAUCUGUAGUUCUUCAUUUAAUAAUUAUAUGCUAUUUCUAUAUUUUCAUUCUUACAGCCCUUUAUCACGCGUCUCGCCUUUGUUAUUUUAUUAUGAAACAUGUGUAAAUACAAUUUUGUUGCUCUAUGUACUUUUUUGGCAUAACAAAUCUGUGAAAUUGAAAUUUUAAUUUUGUGUGUUACGGCCAUUUUUGUUUAGUAUUGUCUCAGAUUUUAUGUAAAUCCCAUUAUUCAAAGUUGCCUAAAUCCAUUUAGAAAAUCUUUAAAAUUGGGAAUUCUUAAAGUAAGUUUAUUGGCUUUUCUGAUCCAUUUUUGUUUGGACCAAAAACCAGUAUUGUACAAAGUAUUAAGUAUAUAUUUUUAUAUUUACUGAAAUGGACUGUGGUGACUUUGGAUAAUAAGGAAAAGUUUAAUAUUAAAGCCAUGUUUAUUACAGUAUAAUUAACAUGUUAAACCAUGGGAUAAAUGCCAUCAAUAAAAACGAUG